Molecule: messenger RNA, 2022 nt
Organism: Beta vulgaris subsp. vulgaris (sugar beet)
Lineage: Eukaryota; Viridiplantae; Streptophyta; Magnoliopsida; Caryophyllales; Amaranthaceae
Product: 3-oxoacyl-[acyl-carrier-protein] synthase I, chloroplastic
Exons: 7
Coding region: 164-1582 (472 amino acids)
Biological process (GO): fatty acid biosynthetic process
Molecular function (GO): 3-oxoacyl-[acyl-carrier-protein] synthase activity
Source: RefSeq, a predicted model, not a curated record
CAGUCACACACGAACACUCCCUUUUUCUCCCCGUCUUUCCUUCCAAAAAUCCGAUCAUCUUCUCAUCUCCCUCGACCACAUCGUCAUCUUCUCUCUCUCUUUCUCUCAUUCUCCCCUCUACUUCUCCGCCUCUCUCUCUCUCUCUCCUCCAUUUCUCUCGACAAUGCAAGCUCUUCUCUCCCCCACACUCCGCCCUUCAUCUCUCUCUCCACUCCACACAAAACCCAAUUCUCUCUCCUCCAAUUCCCCAAAAUGCAAACCCCCAAACAAAGCCUUCUUCUUCACUCCUCGCGCUUCCUCUCAAGUUGCCGUUGCCCCUAAAAGAGAAACUGACCCCAAAAAGAGAGUGGUUAUUACUGGAAUGGGUCUUGUUUCUGUUUUCGGAAAUGACCCAGAUGUUUUCUACGAGAAGCUUCUAGAUGGAGUUAGUGGGAUUGGACCCAUUGAUCGUUUUGAUGCAUCCAAAUUCCCAACUCGCUUUGCGGGGCAGAUCCAUAAUUUUAGUUCUGAAGGUUACAUUGAUGGCAAGAAUGACAGGCGUCUUGAUGAUUGUCUUCGUUAUUGCAUUGUUGCUGGUAAAAAAGCUCUUGAAUCUGCUGAUCUUGCUGCUGAUAAACUCUCCAAGAUCGACAAAGUACGAGCAGGUGUGCUUGUAGGAACUGGGAUGGGUGGCCUCACAGUUUUCUCUGAUGGUGUUCAGGCUUUGAUAGAGAAAGGUCACAGGAGAAUAACUCCAUUUUUCAUUCCUUAUGCCAUAACUAACAUGGCUUCUGCAUUGCUUGCCAUUGACCUCGGUUUGAUGGGACCUAACUAUUCCAUCUCAACUGCCUGUGCCACCUCAAAUUAUUGCUUUUAUGCUGCUGCCAACCAUAUCCGUCGGGGUGAAGCUGACUUGAUGGUUGCGGGUGGAACUGAAGCUGCAAUUCUUCCUAUUGGCUUGGGAGGUUUUGUGGCUUGUAGGGCUUUGUCACAGAGAAAUGAUGAUCCCCAGACAGCUUCAAGGCCAUGGGACAAAGCCAGGGAUGGCUUUGUGAUGGGUGAAGGAUCUGGUGUACUGGUAAUGGAGAGCUUGGAACAUGCAAUGAAAAGAGGUGCACCAAUAAUUGCUGAGUACUUGGGAGGUGCAGUCAAUUGUGAUGCGUAUCACAUGACUGAUCCAAGAGCUGAUGGACUUGGUGUUUCUUCAUGCAUUGAAAGGAGUCUGGAAGAUGCUGGUGUGUCUCCUGAAGAGGUCAACUAUAUAAAUGCUCAUGCUACCUCCACUAUUGUUGGUGACUUGGCUGAGGUGAAUGCCAUAAAGAAAGUUUUUAAAAACACGUCUGAAAUCAAGAUAAAUGCAACUAAGUCGAUGAUAGGGCAUUGUCUUGGUGCUGCUGGGGGUAUGGAAGCUAUUGCCUCAGUUAAAGCUUGUACAACAGGGUGGCUGCAUCCAACCAUAAAUCAAUUUGAUCCGGAGCCAUCAGUUGAGUUUAAUACAGUUCCAAAUAAAAAGCAACAACACGAAGUGAAUGUUGCUAUUUCAAAUUCUUUCGGGUUUGGUGGUCACAAUUCAGUUGUGGUUUUCUCUGCCUUCAAGCCUUGAUUAUCGGCUUAAUGAGGUUUCAUGGACAGCAAGGAGUUUCUUACAAUGUAUGCUUUGUAACUUUUGAAUAAUUGUAUUCUUCCCAUUCUUCUUUACCCAUUAAAUGAGUCAAAAGGAAGCAGGGGUUGCAGACGCAAUCGCAAUUUCCCAAAAAAUAACAGUCAGUUGAAAUCGUAGCAUAGAAAACUAGUAACUCUUUCACUUUUGGUCUUAUUUCUUUCAACUUUUAAGCUAGUGUAGUGAUCAGCGGCUUUAUUCGGUUAUAUGUUGUGCAGAGGAUUUUGUGGCUAGCAGAAGAGUGUGGUAAUGUCAUCAUAUGUCCUCUAGUCUGUACUGGACGAAUUGGUUGUAUGAUUACGAGUCAUUUGUUCAUCGGUAGAUUAGAUGAUUAUAUUUGAAAUUUGAAUGUCUAGUUUUGAUAGAAAGGCUAGUUUACUCUU